AUGAACGUUGAAGAAGAGGUUCAGCGGCUCGGCCAAGAAAUCAAGAGGCUUGGCCAGGUCCAACAAGAUGGUUCUUACAAGGUAACAUUUGGAACACUAUUUAACGAUGAUGAAUGUGCAAAUAUAUUUGAAGCACUUGUUGGGACACUAAGAGCAGCGAAAAAGAGAAAAGUAGUGAAAUACGAAGGCGAGCUACUGCUGCAAGGAGUCCAUGAUAACGUGGAAAUCACUCUUAGUCCUGCCGCUGCUGCAGCAGAAACUUGA
Molecule: messenger RNA, 264 nt
Organism: Sphenostylis stenocarpa
Lineage: Eukaryota; Viridiplantae; Streptophyta; Magnoliopsida; Fabales; Fabaceae
Source: the annotation of a GenBank genome assembly